Messenger RNA from Wasmannia auropunctata (little fire ant), 2481 nucleotides. RefSeq names its product protein apterous-like. Gene Ontology annotation, cellular component: nucleus. The record is from RefSeq and is a predicted model, not a curated record. Gene Ontology annotation, biological process: neuron differentiation; regulation of transcription by RNA polymerase II. The transcript is spliced from 5 exons. The coding region runs from base 1 to 1695 and encodes 564 amino acids. NCBI's taxonomy places the organism in Eukaryota, Metazoa, Arthropoda, Insecta, Hymenoptera, Formicidae. Gene Ontology annotation, molecular function: DNA-binding transcription factor activity, RNA polymerase II-specific; RNA polymerase II transcription regulatory region sequence-specific DNA binding.
AUGCGCCAACUAAAGUGUCGAUACAUCGAUUUGUUCCAGCAGCCGCCCAGCUCGCAGGAGCGUGGCAGCGGCUUGGCUGUGGGGCGCCAGGGGGGACCCGGUAGCACGGGGGGGCCCGGUGCGGUGGACCAGGCGCGGGAUCUGAGCCCCUGCCUUCCCGCGUCGAUGGGCGAUGCUGCACGACCCACCACUCUACCGUGCAGCCCUCCUGCCGCCCAUCACCACGGAUCCCAUCAUACGCCCCUGCAUCAGACCCACUGCGGCACCAAUAACAAUUGUUACGAUGGCUCGACCACCCCUUACGAGUCGAGGGACUACGACUCACCCGGAGCGGGCGGAGUACAGGAGUACAGGGGUGGGAACUUCGAGAACGCCAACGACCUAAGCAUGCCGUCGCAGACUGCGCACCACCAUCACCAUCACCACCAUCAUCACCAUCAUCAUCCCCAUCUGCAAGCGCACUCCCAGGAAACCACGACGGAGCACUUGCACGCCAUCCCGAAGCUGGAACCGCCGCCCACGCCGCCCGCGCAGUCCGAGGACGUUCCGGGGAACGUGGUUUGCGCGGGAUGCGGCCUCAAGAUAUCGGACAGGUUCUACCUCCAGGCUGUCGACAAGAGGUGGCAUGCCGCGUGCCUCCAAUGUUCGCACUGUCGCCAGGGUCUCGACGGGGAGGUCACCUGCUUCAGCCGAGACGGGAAUAUCUACUGCAAGAAGGACUACUAUCGGAUGUUCGGCAACAUGAAGCGGUGCGCGCGCUGCCAAGCGGCGAUCCUGGCGUCCGAGCUGGUGAUGCGCGCGCGCGAGCUCGUCUUCCACGUGCGCUGCUUCUCGUGCGCGGUGUGCGCGGUGCUCUUGACGAAGGGCGACCACUUCGGCAUGCGGGACGGCAACGUGCUCUGCCGGCUGCACUACGAGAUGGGCGCCGAGCUGCAUCCGGCCCAGAGCCCGCCGGUCCCGGUCUACCCGCCCGGGCCGCACUACCCCGGCCAGCCCUUCCCCUCGCCCGAGUUCCUCCACCACCAUCAUCAUCAUCACCACGCGCCACCGCACCCACAUCACUCGAUGCACCCCCAGCACCCGCACAGUCACGUCAGCCCGGUGCCGCUGCAGCCCUCCACGCCCUCCGGCACCGUCGACGCGUCCUCGCCGCCGAAGGUGUCCUACUUCAAUGGCGCCGCCGCCGUGGUCCCGCCGCCCAGGCAGAAGGGUAGACCCAGGAAGAGGAAGCCCAAGGAUCUCGAGGCUAUGACCGCGAGUCUUGAUCUGAACGCGGACUACAUAGACAUGCCCUUCGGCAGAGGCCCCGGCACCCCCGGCAUCCCCGGUUCCAACAGCAGGACGAAGCGGAUGAGAACGAGCUUUAAGCACCACCAGUUGAGGACGAUGAAGAGCUACUUCGCGAUCAAUCACAAUCCCGACGCGAAGGAUCUCAAGCAGCUUUCCCAGAAAACUGGCUUGCCGAAAAGGGUGUUGCAGGUCUGGUUCCAGAACGCGCGGGCAAAAUGGCGGCGUAUGGUGCUGAAGCAGGAGGGCAAGUCCGACAAGUGCGACGGCGGGGUGGACGGCGGUAAUCUCGGCGACCUUGAGCUCUACGGGAACAGCACCGGAAGUGGCGGGCCGCCGAUGAGUCCGCCCUUCAUGCUCGGCGGUCCCCACAGUCCCGCGUCCCUGGCGUCCCUGGACUGCGCGUGAUCCCUGAUGAUGACGUCCGAAUCCGCGCUUUCCGGCUAGCAUCGCGCAUCCUACUGUGCAACAUCGGGACAAUCGGUACUUCCGGACGUGCAGUCCUUCCGGACGGUUACUCACGUGAGUGAUGUCGCUCGCGAGGACGAAUGAAUUGUGAAUAGAGUCGGUGAGCGUGUAAAAAGAAGAGAUCAGGAGUGAAAGAAACGUUUCCGCGCGAAACGGAAAUUCGCGGAUGGGCCGAGCGAGACUCGAAGAGUGCAUUUUUUUUCUGAGAGAGCGCCGACUUCCGGCAGUCGAGUUCCUUUUGACCGACGAAACGGACGAAAAGCUUAAGCCUCUCCGUUAUCGUUCCGCGAGCCGAAAAUUCACUUCUCGAGGAGACACUCGCUUCGGAUCGGGACGUAUGUAAAAUUUAUUGACGCGCUGAAUCCGCGUGUAAAUCCGUUUAAUUGAUAAAAAAAAAUCGUUGUAUUUAUUGUAGCUCGAAUUGUACGGCGUUCUGCCGCGGAACAUUAAAGUCGUUCGUUGAGGGCAAUGUAAUUAGUGAAGGAGAUUUAUUUAUUCGCCUAAGUCUAAUUAAGAAUCGCGAACAUUACCAGUGCUGUAAAAAAUUCUGCGUUUCGCGGGUUCUCGAAGAGUUGUCGGCUGCCGUCAUUAAAAUCCUCGAUCCUUCACGUACGUUCGAGGAACGUCGAUUACUGCGAUUGAUCGACGAAAUGAUUUUUUAGUUAUGGGUUAUUAAUUAUUUUAUUUAACUUUUUAACUUAUUGACUUAUUUAACUUUUAAAUUUC